This is a messenger RNA of Nycticebus coucang (slow loris), 813 nucleotides long. Its product is annotated as RNA polymerase II subunit A C-terminal domain phosphatase SSU72-like. Lineage: Eukaryota; Metazoa; Chordata; Mammalia; Primates; Lorisidae. Bases 40 to 456 code for a protein of 138 amino acids. Gene Ontology annotation, cellular component: nucleus; mRNA cleavage and polyadenylation specificity factor complex. Gene Ontology annotation, biological process: termination of RNA polymerase II transcription. The record is from RefSeq and is a predicted model, not a curated record. The transcript has a single exon. Gene Ontology annotation, molecular function: RNA polymerase II CTD heptapeptide repeat phosphatase activity.
CGGGUGGCCGUGGUGUGCUGGAGCAACCAGAACCGGAGCAUGGAGGGCACAACAUCCUUAGCAAGGUGGAUUCAGCGUCCGGUCCUUGGAACAGGAACUCACGUGAAGCUUCCAGGACCAGCACCCAACAAGCCGAAUGUUUAUGAUUUCAAAACCACAUAUGAUCAGAUGUGCAAUGAUCUUCUUAGGAAGGACAAAGAACUCUACACACAGAAUGGCAUUUUGCAUAUGUUGGACAGAAAUAAGAGAAUUAAGCCCCGGCCAGAGAGGUUCCAGAACUGCAAAGAUCUGUUUGAUCUGAUCCUCACUUGUGAAGAGAGAGUCUACGACCAGGUGGUGGAAGAUCUGAAUUCCAGAGAACAAGAGACCUGCCAACCUGUACAUGUGGUCAAUGUAGACAUCCACAUCAAUCAGGAAGAGGCCACCCUGGGGGCCUUCCUCAUCUGCGAGCUCUGACAGUGUAUCCGGCACACGGAGGACGUGGACAAUGAAAUUGAUGAGCUGCUGCACGAGUUUGAGGAGAAGAGUGGCCGGACCUUCCUGCACACCGGGUGCUUCUACUGACAGCCACGGCAGUCUUGGCGGCGCCCCGCGCCCUCUGUUCAUUCUUUCCCUCUGACACUGGUUUUUACUUAGGUAUCCUUUGGGGCAACAGUGUGGUCCAGUAAGCUGUACAUACGAAAGAGAAGAGAUGUACACGCCAUAUAGAAACAAUCAAGUUUUUCUGUCCCACUUUUACUUUUGAGUGGGAUGUUGAUUAUAAAGGUUUUUUUCUUUAACCAAAAAAGAAAAAAAAACAAAACUGUUCAUAGU